GCAACUGCUCGGAUGUCGAAGAGGAAGGAGCCAUGCAGGGGGAAGGAGAAGAGAAGGAAGGAGAAGAGGAGGAGGAGGAAGAGGAGGAGGAAGGGGAUGAAGAAGAGGAGGAGUAUGAACUGGAGGAGGAGGACCCACGGGAGGGAAAUGAGCAGAAUGACUACGAUACUCGCAGUGAGGCCAGUGAUUCCCAGUCUGAGUCUGUGUCCUUCUCGGAAGGAGAGUCUGUGCAUUCAGCCUCAGGCUCAGAGGCGUCAGGUUCUGAAAAGAAACAUGAGAAGCUGUCCUCUUCUGUCAGAGCUGUGAGGAAGGAUCAAACCAGCAAGCUGAAGUAUAUCUUGAGAGAGGCCAGGUUUUUUCUAAUUAAGAGCAACAAUCAUGAGAAUGUUUCCCUGGCUAAAGCAAAGGGUGUUUGGUCCACUUUGCCCGUCAACGAGAAAAAACUCAAUGCAGCUUUUCGCGCUGCUCGAAGUGUUGUGCUAAUCUUUUCAGUUAGGGAGAGUGGAAAGUUUCAAGGUUUUGCUCGGCUCUCGUCUGAAUCUCAUCAUGGAGGUUCUCCGAUCCACUGGGUUCUACCCGCAGGCAUGAAUGCCAAGAUGCUUGGAGGAGUCUUCAAGAUUGACUGGAUUUGCAGGCGGGAAUUACCUUUCACAAAAACGGCUCACCUCUCC
Molecule: messenger RNA, 671 nt
Organism: Sinocyclocheilus grahami
Lineage: Eukaryota; Metazoa; Chordata; Actinopteri; Cypriniformes; Cyprinidae
Product: YTH domain-containing protein 1-like
Exons: 6
Biological process (GO): mRNA splicing, via spliceosome; regulation of alternative mRNA splicing, via spliceosome
Cellular component (GO): nucleoplasm
Molecular function (GO): mRNA binding; N6-methyladenosine-containing RNA reader activity
Source: RefSeq, a predicted model, not a curated record